AUGGCAAGCUCAGCGCCGGCUAGCAUCCUACAAAGCACUAUGGGUGCUACCAGCACUACUCGACAGCUUGCCAAGAAGCUUCUCGGGUCUAGAAAGCAACCUAAGUUCGAUCUUGGCAAGACCCUUGCAGAGUUGCGUGGUUCAAUGAACUCGAACCCAGAGCACGAAUUCAUGUUCUAUGGUUAUGCGCAAACACAUUGGCAGCAUCACAUAUGGUAUGUUUCGAGAGACAACCGCCACAUUGGACAGCUAUGCGCUAGCUUGAUUCAAUCUCGAAACGCAGAAUUGGAAGAGCUGGAUGCGAGCUUUGGGAUGCAUUGCCGUUGGGCUGCCAAGCAUGGGAACAUGAAAGUGCUUGAACUGCUGUUUCAGAAUAGCACUGGGGACAUGAAGACGCAGUACUCUAUACCCACACCACUAAUGUGGGCGAUAGAGUAUCGAGACAAAGACACUGUCGAUGCGCUAGUCAAGGUUGGCGUCGACGUCAAUCAUGGAGCCGCAACCGGAGCGCAACCAACGCCACUUAUCCAAGCGGUGAGAAAAGGAGAAAAGGAAAUCGUGAAGAUGCUUCUGAGCUCUGACAAGCUCAGAGUCAACGCGCAAGACAAGACCGGGUGUACAGCUUUAAUGAUGGCCGUGAAGAAAGGAAACUCGGACAUCGUUGAGCUACUGCUCGACGACGAGAGGACUGAAGUCAACGGAGUACCCACUGGAGAGUGGACGCCCCUAAUGGAAGCAGUAACGGCAGGCUUCACGAGCAUAGUCAAGCUACUGAUUGGCGUUGAUAGGGUCGACGUCAACAUGAAGACCGAGCAUGGACAGUCGGCACUGAUGCUCGCGGCAGUGAAGGGGCUCGAAGACGUUGUCGAAGUGUUGCUCACUAGUGACAAGAUUGAUAUCUCAGCGACAACCAAAUUUGGGGACACAGCCAUGAUGCUUGCGUUAAAGAAGGGGCACGAAGAUUUGUCCCUCUCGUCCGGGUGCGGAGCUUUUGAGGGUUGA
Alternaria arbusti is the source of this 1002-nucleotide messenger RNA. RefSeq lists its product as uncharacterized. The record is from RefSeq and is a predicted model, not a curated record. The transcript has 2 exons. Gene Ontology annotation, molecular function: protein binding. NCBI's taxonomy places the organism in Eukaryota, Fungi, Ascomycota, Dothideomycetes, Pleosporales, Pleosporaceae. Bases 1 to 1002 code for a protein of 333 amino acids.